Molecule: messenger RNA, 613 nt
Organism: Aethina tumida (small hive beetle)
Lineage: Eukaryota; Metazoa; Arthropoda; Insecta; Coleoptera; Nitidulidae
Gene: BORCS7
Exons: 3
Coding region: 105-422 (105 amino acids)
Cellular component (GO): BORC complex
Source: RefSeq, a predicted model, not a curated record
CUUUUGUAUCGAGGCUGUAUAAACGUCAAGGAGACAUUUGUCGAUGUGUUAUCGAAAAUAAACAAACAAAUAAACGUCAACAUAAUAAAAAUCUUAUCGAAAUUAUGGCAUCUGCAAGUAGUACAAGUGCCAGAUCUCUAUUCGCGGACUCCAAAAUGAGGUUAGCCGAUCGCGUACAAGUAAACGUCAAUAAUAUUUCUUCGUUGGCGAGACAAAUCACUCGCGGAUCGAAAAGCAGCGAGAUUCUAAUGCACUCUGCCAGGAACUUUGCCGCCCAAGAACAGGCGAUGGAUAAUACCGAGAAUAAUUUGAAAAAAAUGCAACUCCUCUGUGUCCACCUGGGAUACCAACAGGACUCAAUGAUCAAAUCUGCCAUGCAGCUGGAAGAAGUAAAAGAACAAGUGUGUGCGAUGCAAAGAUAAAUAUAAGUUAGGUUAUUUCUAUAUGCAUUUGCGUUGUUGGCAACACUUGCCGGGCAGCUCCGGUGUCAUUGACAAUCAUUUAAGCUUAUUUAAAAAUAGUGGACGGUUCGGACAGUGUCACCCAAAUCGGUGAAACCAUGAUAAAAGAUAAAUAUUGAUAAUAGUGAAGUGGAAUUAUUUUAGUUUGUGUU